AUGCCGCCAGGUUUUGCCGUGAAGUUCUUACUCCUGUGUACGUGUGUCCGGGCAGUGAGGUAUGAUACUGAGGAGGAAGGUUUAUUGGCCAUGGAGGAACAGGCCGAGAAAGAAGCGGUCAGAAACAAGCGGCUGUACUUCCACCGAAUCAAUACCUACUACCUGGUGGACCAUUCCACCCAGUGCGCCCAACUCUGCCGGCUCACAGCGGACUGCAAGUCCUACCAGUACCGCCAGGGGGAGCAGCGCUGCGAGAUCAACAAUGCCACCAUGAGAGAGUUUCCCUCCCACAGCAAAACUCUGACAGGAUGGAGCUACUACAAGCGCAACGCGAUAGCUUUCUUUGGCAUCUGGAGCCCCUGCCCCCAGGAAAGCGACCCCUGUCGGAACGGCGGGAUCUGCACCUCCCGUCUGCUGAAGACGCAGCAGACGGAGCCGAACCACUGCCGCCCCACCUGCGUCUGUCCCGCCGGUUUCCAUGGAGACGACUGUCAGACGGACGCGCGGGAUAAAGUCGGAUGGAAACAGCACGGUUUAUACGCCUUUAAGGUGUUCUCUGAUAACGUUACGCCUAAGAGGUACAAUGAGGCAAGGACUGCCUGUGCCGACGAAGGAGCAACACUCGGGAUCUUGAAGGACGAAGACACGCACGACUUCGUCUUGGCCCUCAAAAACAUGACGGCGCCGAGCGAGAAACUUUGGAUCGGGUUGAGCGACAGUGAAGUCGAAGGUAGUUUUGCCUGGGAAGACGGCAGUCCUCUCGGAGAUUUCAGCCAGUGGGUGCCGGGUCAACCAAACAGCCAGUCCAACCGAAACUGCGUCUACAUCACGCCUCAGCACGCCACACACCCCAGCCAGUGGGGCGACAGGUCCUGCUCCAGUCGCCAUGUGGCAGCUUACGUCUGUCAGAAAAAAUUGUCCUUUUGGUCCCGAGCGAAGGUUGUCGGUUCGUCGGGAAGUUCUGAUGACGCCACUCACAGUGCCGACAGGACGACAGACGGGCACAGUCUCACCUACUGGCGGCCGGACGACUCCAAUCGGUACUUCAACAACUGGUAG
Branchiostoma belcheri (Belcher's lancelet) is the source of this 1059-nucleotide messenger RNA. RefSeq lists its product as uncharacterized. The record is from RefSeq and is a predicted model, not a curated record. Lineage: Eukaryota; Metazoa; Chordata; Leptocardii; Amphioxiformes; Branchiostomatidae. The transcript has 8 exons. Bases 1 to 1059 code for a protein of 352 amino acids.